AUGAACAAUGGAGUUGGUUACGAGUCCCUCAAGCAGGCCAUCGACAGCCUGCCUACGAAGCGGCCUACUAGAAAACAACUCGGGACACGCGAACCUUUUGCGUUAAGCCUGGCCGGUGACCGACAUUCUGUAGUAACAUCGCCGGCUGACAUUCGCCCUUUUUUCGCCGAUAUCAACGCUCUGAGCCUGGAUGGCUUCCUCAACCAGGGAUUGAUUGGCUUCGGCUGUGGGGAAGACCGACUUCAUACCCUCUGGCAGCGCAACCAGCCCGGCCCAAUCAACCGCAAGGGUAAGAGCCUUAUUGACUUGACGGAAGAUCUCUUCAAACAACAUCUCCUCCCUGGACCGACAUUUGACACUUUGUUGAGCCGAUACCGUGGCGCCAUCCAGGAGCUACUGUCCUGGAGUCAAUUAGAGGCCACAUAUCCCACAAUGACUGCUGCGGACUUCACCGAUGAGUUCUGGCAGCUCAUUUACCGAUCCAAGUUCAUUGACAGCACACAAGUUCGCCGCAUUCUGGCCCAAUACACAAAGGCGUUCAAUGCCUACCUGCGACUACCGCCUCAGGCACGCGCCCGAAUCCACGAAGAUGACCAGGCAGCCAUGAUGGUGAUGAUUUACUGGACUGGCGAUGCCAACGCAUACAAGGCAGCGUCCUGGGUCCUGGCUCACAUUCUAUACGAGCCGACACUACGAGAACUGAUCCAGGAGGAGACAGUCCCAGCAGUGGGCCCGAAUGGCAAGGUGGACAUGGCCUAUCUGCUGCUUCGGCGAGUCGUCCAAGAUACGGAGCUAGGCGGAAAGCAGUUUCGCAAAGGAAGUUUUGCAAUUAUUCCCUCUUGUCAGUUACACGACAGUCUAGAGAUGUACGGGCAUGAUUCGUUGUUGUUCAACCCCGAACGCUUUCUGAAGCGACCGGAGCUGACGCAAGACCCGGCUUACUUCCCUUACGGCGGUGGAGUCUACUAUUGUCCGGGUCGUCAUUUUGCAACUUUGGAGAUCUUCGCCUUUGUGGCGGUGAUGCUGAACCGAUUCGAUGUCAAUUUGGCGUGGCCGAAGCAGGAAUUUCCACGUAAGGACGAUAGUGUGCUUACCUUUGGGAUCUCAAGGCCAUUGCCAGGAGAUGAUCUGUAUGUUGUCCUCAAAAAGACUGAAGAUGUAGAUGUCUAG
This is a messenger RNA of Aspergillus uvarum CBS 121591, 1170 nucleotides long. Its product is annotated as cytochrome P450. Gene Ontology annotation, molecular function: steroid hydroxylase activity; heme binding; oxidoreductase activity, acting on paired donors, with incorporation or reduction of molecular oxygen. The transcript is spliced from 6 exons. The coding region runs from base 1 to 1170 and encodes 389 amino acids. NCBI's taxonomy places the organism in Eukaryota, Fungi, Ascomycota, Eurotiomycetes, Eurotiales, Aspergillaceae. The record is from RefSeq and is a predicted model, not a curated record.